UUGCCGUCUUGUUUUUGGCAACAUUGCAGUUUUGCUUUUUUUUUGUAUACAAACAAUUUCAUAGUUUAAAAUUGAGGUUAAUUGAUUAAUUAAUCUGUGAAAAUUAAAACGCGUAAUGCCGUCCCGUGAAAAGAGAGACGGCGGCCCAUCAUUUUCUUGAGGGGAUGAGGAACAGGAACAAAACUCUAAAACAGGUGCGCGGUCAUCAACCCUUUGCUAUAAACAUUGAUCUGCAAAUGCCUAUAUGGAAGUAUCGAGGUAAUCGCCCUUUUUACACGGUUGCUUUAUUACUAUUCACUAUGUGACUGCCGCGCUGACAAUCCUAAUAUGGUUUAGUUCGCUAAUUGCAUACAAGAAUGCAGAAGAAAGAGGAGAACUUUGACCAGAAAAAAUUAGAUCUGGAAGUAUGGCUGCAGCGAAUGGAAUCAAGACUUGCAGGUAUGGCACCUGUGGGUCAUACAGCAGACGUACUGGAGGUCCAACUGAGGGAACAGAAGGGCCUGCAUGCAGAACUACAUCAAUUUAAAGCACAAAUCGAAUCGUUCCAGCAACUUACACAAAGACUGAUCACAGCACAUCAACAUGAGGACACAAGCCGUUACAAAAAGGCGGCGGAAUAUAUCAACCAACACUACCUGAGACUCGAUGCCUGUGUAAUAAACAGAGGCAAACUCCUUCAUUCCGCUCUAAGUUCCCUGCAAAAUCUAGACCGAUCCUUAGACAAAUUCCUGGCUUGGUUAAGUGAAGCUGAGUCCGUCGUGGAAACCUUGGAAGGAGAUGUCGAAUCUCGCAGGGCAGCUCAUCAACUCAAAGAAUUACAAGCUGAUAUUGACAGGCAGGCUCCUACACAUUCUUCUCUUCGGUCUUCAAGCUUGGCCCUGCUUGGGUCUUUGGCCCCCGAGGAUGCUCUCAUGUUGCAACUUAGGGGAGACGAAAUGGAGAGGAGAUGGCAGUCCCUAAGAACACGAACCUCAGACCUGCGCAACCGUCUAGAGCACAACGCCGACUACUGGAACGCACUGUUGCUGUCACUGCGUGAACUCACAGAGUGGGUUAUUAGAAAAGACACAGAAUUAGGAUUGGCGGCGCGGCAAGAUGACCACCGAGCUUUCAGACAGCAAUUGGAAGACAAAAGGCCCUUAGUCGAGGCCAGUCUGAGGAGCGCUAGGCAGUUUGUAGCUGGAGAUCCUUCUGGAGAACUAGCGAGGAAUCUUAGAAGGGAACUCGUUAAGCUGUCGGACAAAUGGAACGCUUUGAUCGAUAAGUCGGAUCAGAUGGCGACUCGGUUCGAGCAGAAUUCCAUCAAACUGAAACAACUAACCAUGAACCUGGAAGAAGCUUCCUCGGCCGUAUCGAGGUUGGAACGGGCCACUCUCAGUUGGAGUGGUCCGAGGAGCGCAGCCGAAGCCAGGGAACUCUUGUCUAACUUGAGGACUUUGGAGCAACAAUUGCCCUCUUUGCAGAGGUCUCUCGAGGAGGCCAGGAUCCAGGCGGCUGGUAUUGGUAAUGCCUUGCCUAAUAACCUGGCAGCCCAGCUGGAAGAUUGCACCGCUAGGUGUCGGGCAUUACAAGCCGCUAUUAGAGAGAGGAGGGACCAGCUUACCAGCAGCACUCAAGGGGAAAUAUCCCCAGGUCCCUCAAGCGUCCAGCCGCCAUGGGAACGCGCUAUCACCCCCAACAAAGUCCCCUACUACAUAAACCACAGCACUGAAACCACCCAUUGGGACCACCCUCACAUGCUAGAGUUAGCCGUCUGCCUCCUCCAACUAAACGAAGUACGUUUCUCAGCCUACAGAACUGCCUUAAAACUACGCGCCAUCCAGAAGAAGCUCUGCCUCGACUUAGUCACGAUUAACGCGGCUUCCGAGGCGUUCGAUUUGCACGGUCUACGCGCACAAAACGACAAGAUAUUAGAUGUAGCCGAUAUGGUGUUGGUACUUAGGGCGAUCUAUGGGAAUAUAGCGGCUUUAGAGCCAACUCUGGUGGACAUACCGUUAUGUGUCGAUUUGGCUUUGAAUUGGUUGUUGAAUGUGUACGAUAGUCAACGCACAGGACAAAUAAGAGUACUUAGUUUUAAGGUGGGUUUAACAAUACUAUCAAAGGGUCAUUUGGAGGAUAAAUACCGCUAUCUCUUCCGCCUGAUAGCCGAUCCCCAACAAAAGGCAGAUCAAAGAAAACUAGGACUGCUCCUCCACGAUAUACUCCAAGUUCCGCGGCAACUGGGAGAAGUGGCUGCAUUCGGCGGUUCCAACAUAGAACCGAGCGUUCGCAGCUGCUUGGGGGAAAGAGAAGAAUUAGAAGCCGCCCAUUUUCUGGCCUGGCUCAAACAGGAACCGCAGUCGUUGGUGUGGCUGCCCGUACUGCAUCGUUUGGCGGCAGCCGAGAUUGCCAAACACCAAGCUAAGUGCAACUCCUGCAAGCAGUACCCAAUUAUCGGGCUGCGGUACCGCUGUUUGAAGUGUUUCAAUUUCGAUAUGUGUCAGAACUGCUUCUUUGCCGGCAGGUUGACCAAGGGGCAUAAAUUGAGUCAUCCGAUGCACGAGUAUUGUGCCACCACGACGUCCGUGGAGGAUAUGAGGGAUUUUACGAAGGCCCUGAAGAACAAGUUUAAGAGCAAGAGGUACUUUAUGAAGCACCCCCGGAUGGGUUAUUUGCCCGUUAGAUCGGUGUUAGAAGGGGACGAGUUGGAGAGCCCCGUCGCCUCGCCUCAACAUAACGAUAUGCAUUCAAGGUUAGAAAUCUACGCUAGCAGAUUAGCGGAAGUGGAACUUCGUGCGGCAUCUCCAGAAGACGAACACAGACUGAUCGCUGACUAUUGUCAAUCCAUAGAAGGCGCUCCUGCAAGUCCAGGCCAACUCAUGCUUGUCAUCGACGAAGAGCAAAGAGCCGAACUGCAGGAAAUGAUUAGAGAACUAGAGGCUGAGAACCAGGCGUUGCUGCAAGAGUACGAACAAUUGCAGAGGGGAACGACUCCCCACCCCCCGCAGCCCCAACACGACGUCCUCGCCGAGGCUAGGCUACUGAGGCAGCACAAGGGAAGGCUGGAGGCAAGAAUGCAGAUCCUCGAGGAUCACAAUCGGCAGCUGGAGGCCCAGUUGCAGCGUCUGCGGCAGCUGUUGGACGAGCCGCCGACUUCCACGCUUCAGACGAGGAGCGUCACGGCUUCUCAGUUGAAUCAGGACACUCCAGGUUCCUCCCCAGUGAACGAAAGGACUAAUUUUGGGAACCACAACGGAGCCUAUUAUUCGUAAUUGCGAGGGAGCAUAAGUAUACUCGAAUUCCAAGGCUGAUAUUAACCUUAGUUUUUGUAGUUGCACACGAAAUAUGUAUUGAAAAGUACAAGGUGUCAUAUCACUUCUCGAAUUAAUGGUAUUUAAGGGGUGUGAUAUAUUCCCGAUAAAUGUAACAAGUAUUAUACUCUGAAAUUCUGUGGUGUUCACAUAUCAUAAAGUAUUAGGCAAUGUUUGUUGUGACAGGCUUGCAGCAUUGUACAAAUAUUGUGUUGAAGAAGAAUAAAGUUGUUU
Anoplophora glabripennis (Asian longhorned beetle) is the source of this 3524-nucleotide messenger RNA. Its product is annotated as dystrophin. The coding region runs from base 357 to 3251 and encodes 964 amino acids. Gene Ontology annotation, biological process: synaptic signaling. Gene Ontology annotation, cellular component: plasma membrane. The record is from RefSeq and is a predicted model, not a curated record. The transcript has 8 exons. Lineage: Eukaryota; Metazoa; Arthropoda; Insecta; Coleoptera; Cerambycidae. Gene Ontology annotation, molecular function: zinc ion binding; protein binding.